UAAGCUGUGUCAUGCGUGAGAUAUCGUGAGUGUGCGUGUUCACACACUUUUCCAACCUCGUACAGGGUUGGCUGUUUGAUUCUUUGUGUUGCAAACAGAGUGCAAACUGGUAGUCGUUUAAACAGGACGUUCGAAUUCACGCCGCUCUCUGUUCGGACGGUUUACUUCCGUUAGAAUUCGUUCCAUACGAGAGCACACGUACAUGUAUUGACACUUAUCAUACAUCUUGCAAGUCCGUUGUUCCCUACGUCAUGGAUUUCCUGGACGUUCGCACCGUUCUGUUGGGCGUGUUUCUGCUCCUGGUUCUUCGCUGGUUGCUUGGCCGUCCCAAGAACCUUCCUCCAGGGCCCUGGGGAUUCCCACUUCUCGGUUCUGUCCCAGCCAUGGUCUGGUGCAUGCUUCGGGGGUUGGAGUUCCACCAUCAAUUUGAAAAGUACGCCGCUAAGUAUGGGCCCAUAUUUCGCAUCAAAAUCUUCAACAAGACGGUUGUGGUCUUGAACGACUACGCGUUGGUGAAGGAAGCGUUCCAACAUCCACAACUUAGCAACAGACCUAAAAGUCUCUUUACUGAGGUAUUAAAAUUGGAAGGGGUUGCUGCAUCUAACGGCGAAGCAUGGCUCGAACUGCGUCGGUUCUGCCUCACUGUACUCCGGAGCUUUGGGGUCGGCAAGUCUUCAUUCGAGGAGCAGAUAGGCACUGAGGCUGAGGAAUUAAUGAAAGAACUCGCCGCAUUCAAAGGCAAGCCAUUCAAUCCGAAACCGUUCCUUGGCAACGCAGUGUCUAAUGUCAUCUGCUCCGUCAUCUUCGGAAAGCGCUACAAGUACGACGAUAAGGAGUUUAUGCAUCUCCUUGGUUUAAUGAGCCGUAACAUCAAGCUGGUGGGAGGUGGAGGUGCCAUCACAUUCAUACCAAGCUUACGAUAUCUGCCUUUUCUCCCCAUUCCUGAGCUUCUGUCAAAUUUUGAAGAACUUCUUAACUUUGCACGGAACGUUAUCGACACCCACCGCAAAACCUUCGACGCUGAUAAUUUGAAGGAUUUCACCGACGCGUAUCUUAUGGAAAUCCAACAGAAUUUAAGUAGAGAUAAAGAGGGUAUGCUUCCCGAUGGGAAACAUCUCAAAGCUUCGAAAUUCGGUCAUCUGGGUGAACGUAACAUCGUCGGUACUAUUUUGAGUCUCUUCGCGGCUGGUUCGGAGACUACGGCCACCACUCUCCAGUGGGCAAUCCUGUACAUGAUGGUAAACCCUGACGUCCAGAAGCGAGUCCAGGCAGAAAUCGACGACGUUGUGGGUCGCAACCGGAUGCCAAGAAUGGCCGAUAUUCCGGAGCUACACUUCACUCGAGCAGUAAUCUGGGAGGUCCAACGCCUGGCCAACAUCGUUCCCUUGGGCGUCCCACACGCCGCUGCUUCGGAUAUCUAUCUCCGAGGCUUCUUCAUCCCCAAGGAUGCCUUGCUUGUGCCAAACAUGUGGACUAUCUUUCGAGAUCCUAAGCAUUGGCCCGAGCCGGAGCAGUUCAAACCAGAACGAUUUCUGAACGAAAGAGGCGUGGCUGUGAAACCAGAAGAGUUGAUACCGUUCAGCACUGGCAGGCGGAGCUGCAUCGGGGAACACCUGGCCAAGAUGGAACUGUUCCUCUUCUUCAGUUUCUUCAUGCACCAAUUCACCUUCAAGAAACCCCAAAAUUCUCCUCCGCUGGCGUUGAAGGGCAAGGGUGGCAUCACGCACUCCCCGCAGCCGUACGACCUGUGCGCCAUCUCACGAGAAGAUUUUGGAGGGUUUAGCGCUUGAAAAGCGACCAUCUUAUCUGUGCUCUUCCAAUGAAGAUGUGAAUGUUGAGUAUAUCUGAACGUGAACAUGAAUGGUAUGGUUGCUGUCAGAACAACGGUCUGAAAUGUGUAUGGCCUAUAAUAUAAAAGGAGAAAAUACUUGCAUCUCCUCGCUUUGUAUAGACUUUGAAAUAUUCUGUUAGGCAAGAUUUAUUCUAGGCUAAUUCCACCGACUGUAUUAAAGUAAAUAGAUAGAAAGUAGAGCGUCUCUUUUGGCAUAUUUCUGUCCUCGUCAAAUGAUGCCAUUUUAGCAUAUUUGUUCUUUCGUUCUUGUUUUUAAUGGAGCGCAUCAUUGAUAUACGGUAACUUUCUCAGAUUUUUCCGAGUCAUUUUAGGAUUUCCAGUAGCAGUUAUAAUCCUUGAGCAGAUUAAAGAGAAAAUAUUGAAAAAGCACUUUGAAGUAAAUACAUAAAUUAUCUAUUUCGUAGAUGUUUGUACGUAAAUAUGCUGUGUAGUCAAAUUUGAUUUUGUUUACUACACCAAUAAUAAUUAUACAACAGUUUCCAAAUGAAUUAAAACAUGUUAAGUAUAAACAUAUUUCUGUAUCGAAAUUGUUCAUAUAUAGAUUUGGAAAGUUAGCAAUUAUAAUGUUAACAUUGUAUAUGUAAAAUGAUAAUCGCGAUACUUUUGUUUUUAUCUUUCAACCGACUUUUUGCUUAGUCUACAUAGUAUCCUGUUUAGGGGUGCACCACAACAAUUCAAGCCCCAUUGAAAACAGUGUAAAAUCGACAAAGUCCAGGGCCAAAUAACACACAAGCCGACAAAAAUUAAA
Molecule: messenger RNA, 2600 nt
Organism: Patiria miniata (bat star)
Lineage: Eukaryota; Metazoa; Echinodermata; Asteroidea; Valvatida; Asterinidae
Product: cytochrome P450 2J6-like
Exons: 3
Coding region: 252-1790 (512 amino acids)
Biological process (GO): xenobiotic metabolic process
Cellular component (GO): cytoplasm; intracellular membrane-bounded organelle
Molecular function (GO): oxidoreductase activity, acting on paired donors, with incorporation or reduction of molecular oxygen, reduced flavin or flavoprotein as one donor, and incorporation of one atom of oxygen; iron ion binding; heme binding
Source: RefSeq, a predicted model, not a curated record